Gigantopelta aegis is the source of this 6625-nucleotide messenger RNA. Its product is annotated as signal peptide, CUB and EGF-like domain-containing protein 1. The coding region runs from base 1199 to 4756 and encodes 1185 amino acids. Gene Ontology annotation, cellular component: cell surface. Gene Ontology annotation, molecular function: calcium ion binding. Gene Ontology annotation, biological process: signal transduction. The transcript is spliced from 23 exons. The record is from RefSeq and is a predicted model, not a curated record. Lineage: Eukaryota; Metazoa; Mollusca; Gastropoda; Neomphalida; Peltospiridae.
AAUAAAAUAAAAUAAAAAAAUAAAAUAAAAAAAUAAAAAUAUUAAAAAAUAAUAAUAAAAUAAAUAAUAUUAAAAAAACACCCCAACAAAUAAGAACAAAACAAAAAAACACCUCGAAAACACAAUAACGAAGAAAGCAAAAAUUCGACUGAUCACGAAACAGCCUGUGUUAAAAUUUCUACGUGGAAAACUACUACCGAUAAUCUUUGUUGUAUUAAUCAAAGGAUGUUCACACACACACGGACGAGUGUACCGCGUUCUGGAAAGCUACCUGUACGUUAAACAUUCCAUCCCUAUGCGACUCACAGAAUUCUGCGCAGUUCUGAAGGUACACUUGUUUGUGUCCUUUCCUUUGAAGCUGCUUCUCACAUAUACCAUUGUCCCUGGUAGAGAAGCUCUGGUGACACAGGCUCGGACUCUUCCGAAGGCCGUGAAUUCUUACGGUGCUGUCUUGGCGAAACUGUGGAGAACCCCGAGUUGAAAUUACAAACCCACGGACUUAAUGUCUUCUCUCGAGAACAAAUCUACGGUGGUGUGGUGCCCAUUGGGCCGAGACCCGAUUCAAUAAUCGAUUAGCACAUUUUAAAGUGUUAAAUCAUCUUUUGAAGUUGAUCGCGUCUGUUAAGGCUGACCCCCGACGAGAGACGAGUGUGAUUUUUUUUUUUUUUUUUUUAACAAAACCACCUAUCUGCCCCACCACGUGUUUGUAAUUCCUCAUAGGGCUAUUUCGUCUUCCCACACCUUCUGGCGCUAGCCACGUGUGCUUCACUGACUCGUUACAAUGACCAAUACCGAAGGAUAAAAAAAAGAAAAAAAAAGAAGAAAAAAAGAAAAAGAAAACAAAAAAGAAAGAAAAAGAAAAAGAAAGAAAAAACGAAAGAAAGAGAGAAAAAAGAUAUCAGAAAGGUAAAAUAAUACGUCAUUCAACAAUGAAGUUGAAUGUGUAUAUAUAUCAAACAUUGUUUUGGUGUGAUUAAGAAAUUAAUAAUAAUAAAAUAAAUAUACGCAAGAAACAUGGAGUUUUUCAUGAACACGGGGAAUUCGGGUUUCAUUGUGAUUGUUCCUGCGAUUGAAUGGUCGGAUGUUUUUCAUCGGAGAAUACCUAACGACAAGAGAUGAAUGGAAAGGCACGAUGAUUCGCGUGGCAAGUGCUUCAAUGAACACUUGGAUAUAACUAGGAAAGUGGUUUUACGUGCUCAUGGAAGUGAACUUGAAGAUAAUGGAUAAGUUUACAAUCUGGGGAAUAUGUUUGACAUCUUUCGGUAUUAUUCAAAUAUACGGAUAUGGAUUUAGCAACAACUUCGUGGAGAUAGACCUACGGUACGGCAUCGUGAAGGGAUACAGUCCUUUUAUAUCGUUUGUGUCCACCCCAACUACAACACCAGACCGGUUGUGCAACGGGCAGGCCGUCAUCAGAAUGGAUUUCUCAGGACCUUACAAGGGAGCCAAGUUGCUGCUGGACUACGGAGAGUCCCCGCGUCUGUGGACCCUAGACAUUUCAGACUCGCCCACUGGUGACGGGUUUGGAGGGGACAACGGGACCACGAGCAACAACGCCGAGACCCAAAUCCAUAAUCGGCAGCUUCGGAUUUACGGAAACUCCCUACCAGGAUACAUGGAAGCGUCCACCAAUGGCGGGAACCUGAUGAAGGUUGAGGACAACUUCGUGAAGAAGGGGAGUAAGGUGUCCCUGGACAUCAGCGACGAGAGGGUGGAGUGGAUUCAGGGGCGAAAGAGGGAUUACAUGGAGUCGGAGUUUCUGUUCACCCUCAGUGGGCAGCCCACGGAGUUCGGGCCGGUGGAGCGAGACGUCUAUGUUGGAUUUAACCGAGUGGUGAGAGCCCCGCAUCGUCACGGCAGCGGACUUUGCCGAGUGACGAUCUCUCUGUAUGAACCAGGUAAGGACUGUGAACGAGGCACCCACUCUUGCCACAAGGAUGCUAUCUGUCUCAGUUCCAGGCGGUCCUACAAGUGCAGGUGUAAGGAAGGCUUUUAUGGAAACGGGAAAAUAUGUGUUGAUGAGGAUGAGUGUGAGUAUGACAGUGGUGGGUGUGUACAUUCCUGUGAAAACAGUCCCGGCAACUACAGCUGCAGCUGUAAACCAGGCUUUGGGCUGGCGCCCGACAGCCACAACUGCAUAGAUGUCAAUGAAUGUUUUGAUCAGAAGGGUGGGUGUGCCCACCAGUGUGUUAACACAAUAGGCUCAUUCCAGUGCAAGUGUAAUGCUGGGUAUGGCCUCCACUCGGAUGGAAAAACAUGUAUUUUAGGAACAUGGUGUCAGAACAUGUUAGGUUGUUCCCACCACUGCAAGUCAACGUCACAUGGACUGACCUGUGCGUGUCGGGAUGGAUUCAGAAUACACUCUGAUGGAAAGACUUGUGUUGAAACAUGUGCUGUUGGCAAUGGUGGCUGCCAGCAUAGAUGUCAGGACACACCUGAUGGGCCAGAGUGCAGCUGUGCACCGAAGUAUAUUCUUCAAGACAAUAAGAAGACAUGUAUUGCAUCUUGUGGGGUUAACAGGGGAGGUUGUGAAAAGAAAUGCGUAGACACAAAGGCAGGCCCCCAGUGCUCUUGUCCCCGGGGCUAUGAGCUUCAUCAGGAUGGCAGAAGUUGCCUUGAUAUCAAUGAGUGUGACUCCAACAACGGCCACUGCAGCCACACGUGUGUCAACACACACGGCAGCUACGAGUGUGUCUGUCCCAAUGGCUUCAAGGUCAAUGCUGACCAGCGGUCCUGUGAAGACAUAGACGAGUGUUUGGUGAACCGGUCGUGUGACCACACCUGUGUGAACACGCUGGGCAGCUUCCAGUGUACCUGCAGGGAGGGCUUUGAGAAGUAUGGCAACACUCACUGCGCAGACGUGAACGAGUGCUCCAUGAACAAUGGAGGAUGUCACCAAAUGUGUCACAACACACUCGGUUCGUUCAAGUGUUCCUGUAGACCGGGAUUCAAACUCCACCCAAACCAGAAAGACUGCAUCUCUGUCAAUACGUGCAUCCCACUGAAAGUUCCUGCAAAGGCCUCGUUGAAAUGUCAGACUGUUAGUGGUGGGGAGCGGCAGUGUGUGUUAGCUUGUAACAGACCAGCACAAUUCUCCGUGCCCAUCAGUGGACAGCAGUAUGAUCUAACGUGUGGACCCAGUAACCACUUCAAGUGGACAUUUGAACGAGAGAACAUGACCAUGCCAAUGUGUUCAGAAAAAUCGUUUCCCCCCAGCUUUAGAAGGAAAGCUACAUUUGUGUUUGUCAUGGACAAGAAGUGUCAUUUCCACAAGAGUGCUGUGCAGUAUCUGAUGUCAAACCUAACACAAGUACUCAAUGAACAAAAGAAAUACAAAUGCACGAAGAAGUGUCAUGUGAACUAUUUGGACAUGAAGUGUGGUUCCAGGAGAAAGAAAUUCCAGCGUCACGUCCGCGGAACACACAAGACUCUGAUCACCACUGAGUUCGAACUACAGAUGAACUCCAAGAAGCCAUCAGGUCGUUGUAAUUCUGACUGUAUGACCAAAAGAACACAGAGGAAAUUGAGGAAAGCUUUCAGAACUCUGAAACGCUCCAUCAAGAGAGAAAAAUUCUUUGUCAAGUUUGAGGGUAACCAGUAUGAGGUUUUAAAAAGAUCUUUUAAACCUGAAAAAUCCAUUGAAGUGGCUUGUCGUCCAGGAAACGUCCUCAUCAACAAAAUAUGUGUUUCAUGCAGUGUUGGAACCUAUUUUAAUGGGGUGUCAGAGAAAUGUGAACUGUGCCAUGCUGGAACGUACCAGGAUCAGGAGGGCAAACUGUCAUGUAAGGAAUGUCCACACAGACAGCCAGGAAUGGGCGUCACCGGUGCUAAAAACACAGCGGAAUGUUCAGAGCUCUGUGAUCCUGGAUUUUACUCUGAAAAUGGGUCAAAGCCUUGUCAACCAUGUGGCAUUGGAUCAUACCAGCCAGAAUAUGGGCGGACAUCUUGUAUGCCAUGUGGUGCCGGUAUGAGAACCCACUCCCUAGCAACAACCAACUUCCAGGGUUGUGCAAUAUCAGAGGUCUGCAUACCGGGUAGCUACUACAGCACGACAGAGAGACGAUGUGUGAAGUGUCCCAUUGGAACCUACCAGUCGAAGACAGGCUACAAUUUCUGUAACGCUUGUCCAGGGGACACCACCACUGACCAGGAGUCAUCCACCAGCAGCGAGGACUGCAAGGACCGAUCCUGCCGGUGGUACCAAGGGCGGUAUCAAGGGGUGAUCGAGACCCCCAACUACCCUGGUAAUUACCCAGUGAACAUGCGGUGCACGUGGAAAAUCAAACCAGAGAAGCGAAGACGAAUUCUAAUCAUCAUCCCAGAGAUUUACCUGAGGGAGGAUGACAAAUGUGGAGAUGUGCUCGUCAUGAGAAAAUCAAAGUCACCAUACAGUUUGACAACUUUUGAAACCUGUAAGAGUCGAGACAGACCAAUUGCAUUUACUGCGAGAUCGAAGAAACUGUGGAUUCAGUUCAAGUCGGAUGCCAAUAACACAGCCGCUGGCUUUUCUAUUCCCUUUGUUACUUAUAAUGAGGAAUACCAGUCACUGAUUGAUGAUAUUGUUGGGGAUGGAAGACUCUACAAUUCAUACCACCAACAGCAGAUAUUUAAAGACAGAAAACUUUUGGAUGUGUUAUUGGAAGUAAUUGCAGAGCCGCCCACAUAUUUCAAGUAUGCCAAUGUGUCUCACAAAAUGUUUCCUGAAUCGUUCUUCAAACUCCUUACACCAAAAGUACGGCGUUUUUUCACGACGUGAAUAUUGGGUAUUUUAAAUCAAAGAGCGAACUUAGCUGAAUACUCACGACAUGAAGUAUGAUGUAGUUGGAUGUAUUAAUUACUUUACAUGUUAGUGUGUGCCCUGCUCAAAGCAGGCUGGCUCGCACAAAUCGACUCUACAGACUGAUUCUUUAUGGUGGAACAACAUCAGAUUCCUGCUUAAGUGUGCAUUUUUCUUUGUAUUACGUUUCCUCAAAGGAGAAUUUAUCACAAGGAAAUAAUUUUAAGUGUUGUGCACCGAUAUAUAAAACAUCUGAACAUUUUAACUGUUAGUACUCUCAAUGGAUGUUUGCUUUUUAAAGGUGGUUUCCCUGAUAACAAUUCUUUGGAUUGCUAAUAAUAAACAAUUGCUGAUUGGCUAAAAUUGUAGCCAAUCAGGUAAAGUGUUUCUGCACAACUUUAAAGUUUAAUUCAACGGAUUUACAAUUCAUAAAGGUCACACUAUUGCAGUGUGUGUAAGGUUCAUAUAUAACUGCAGUUCAAAUAAAGGAAAUGUGAAGAAAAAGUUGGUGCUUGUUGAGAAAGAAAGAGAGAGAGAGAGACAACAAAGUUGUAGAAAGACUAUUUUUGUUUUAAAGACUAAUGUAGAAGUCUUAAUUUUCAGUGUAUAUUGUCCAAUGUGAUUGGCUUGAGCAUUAUUCAGUGCUAACAAGCAUAUUAUGUUUUUGCACAUGGUAAAGCAAAAUUAAUCAGUAGCUUGUCACCAGUUUAAGUAAAGCAUGUAUUACGAAAUAACCCACUGAACCACCUGGUAUUGGUGAAUCAAGUCAAACACUGGCAUAAAUUAAUGUAAUUCUUGUUUUAUCCAAAAGUGUAUACAAUUACUGAUUUAUUAGUAAAGAUGGAUUAUAACUAUAAGUAAAUUGUGCCACUUUUAAAGCAAUAAAACCUGCAUUUUUAUAAAUUGGGUAAUUUUUUAAACUCACUAAAUUUACGGUCUCAUAGAAAAAUGAGUGUUUAGUUCAACUUGCAACUAAUAUUAUUUACACUGCUGAUUAAUUUUUCCAGUUUCACCAUUUAAACUGCUAUAACCAUCUACAUAUUUUAUGUCUUAUCAUCCAUUGUAAUUUGUAUUGCUUUACAUGUAUCCAGUGUGUAUGUCAGCUUGUUUUAGUAUAUAUGGUAUCAUUUGUACUGCUUUACAUGUUGUCCAUGGGUUUUUUGUUCCACAUCUAUCAUCCUAAUUGCCAGUAGGGCCUCCACGAGUCUAAAAUAUUGGACUUGAGUACUCGAGGGUCAAACUCAACCCGGACCCGAGUACCCGACACUUACACUGGAUGAUAAUGAGACUAAGGAAUAAAGUAAAAUAGCACUAUGCAUCUUAAUUCUACCCUUUAACAUGGAUGCCAAAUCAUGCCAUUGUAUUGCACUUAGAAACCGUUUAGAAAAUGAUCAGUGUUGUGAUGAAUGGACGGCCAGUUUAAAAAGAGAAACUAGACCAUGAUCAUCAAAUAAUUAUUGUGUAACUUAUAUUGUUGAUUAUCUAUUGCUGAAAUUAUUGUCCUACACUGUCCAUUGUAUUAUAGUUGAUUAAUUGUAUUCCACCUUGUACGGGUACUCGAGUCCUGUGAACAGACUGGAGUCUUGCUAGACUCAACCCGUGUCCGAGUACUCAAGUACUCAUGGAGACCCUACAUGCCAGUCUAUACUCUAUAUCUGUCUUGACACAUUAGUCCAGUAAAACUAUGACUAAACCUAGAACAAACUGAAACAGAAGGGUUUUUUGGUUUUAUAUUUUUAAGAUGACCCCACUUAACAUUAUAUUCAAAAUCUGCCAAAAUCAGAUACUGGGAAAUGGUGCUAAUUAGCAUAAGUAAUCUACUAAAUCCCAAAUCUCCUAAACAGUUAA